Messenger RNA from Rubroshorea leprosula, 1325 nucleotides. The record is from the annotation of a GenBank genome assembly. NCBI's taxonomy places the organism in Eukaryota, Viridiplantae, Streptophyta, Magnoliopsida, Malvales, Dipterocarpaceae.
GCGCUCUCCGCUAGGUCUCAUCAAAACACUUUCUGCUCUCUACUACUGCUUCGUUUGAAUCUAAUUUUUUUAUCGCUAUCGUCGUCAUGGGUUCUGGGAAGAAGAUCAAGAUCGGAAUCAAUGGAUUUGGAAGAAUCGGCCGUUUGGUUGCUAGGGUUGCCCUUCAGAGGAACGAUGUUGAGCUUGUUGCUGUUAACGAUCCGUUCAUCUCUGUUGAUUACAUGACUUAUAUGUUCAAGUACGACAGUGUUCACGGUCAGUGGAAGCACCAUGAAUUGAAGGUCAAGGAUGAAAAGACCCUUCUCUUCGGCGAGAGGCCCGUCAGAGUUUUUGGAAUUAGGAACCCGGAGGAUAUCCCAUGGGCUGAGACCGGAGCUGAGUUCGUUGUUGAGUCUACUGGUGUGUUCACCGAUAAGGACAAGGCUGCUGCUCACUUGAAGGGUGGCGCAAAAAAGGUUGUCAUCUCUGCUCCUAGCAAGGAUGCACCCAUGUUUGUUGUUGGUGUGAACGAGAAGGAAUACAAGCCAGAACUUGAUAUUGUUUCCAACGCUAGCUGCACCACCAACUGCCUUGCUCCCCUUGCUAAGGUUAUCCAUGACAGGUUUGGCAUUGUUGAGGGUCUUAUGACCACAGUCCACUCAAUCACCGCCACACAGAAGACUGUUGAUGGACCAUCAAUGAAGGACUGGAGAGGUGGCAGAGCCGCUUCCUUCAACAUCAUUCCUAGUAGCACUGGUGCUGCCAAGGCAGUUGGAAAAGUUCUUCCUGCCCUUAAUGGUAAAUUGACUGGAAUGUCCUUCCGUGUUCCAACUGUGGAUGUUUCAGUUGUUGAUCUCACAGUUAGGCUUCAGAAGGAUGCAACUUAUGAGGACAUCAAAUGUGCUAUCAAGGAGGAGUCUGAGGGCAAGCUUAAGGGAAUUUUGGGCUACACUGAAGAAGAUGUUGUGUCCACAGACUUUGUUGGUGACAGCAGGUCAAGCAUUUUUGAUGCCAAGGCUGGUAUUGCUUUGAACAAAAACUUUGUCAAACUUGUCUCCUGGUAUGACAAUGAGUGGGGUUACAGCUCCCGUGUGGUUGACUUGAUUGUCCAUAUGGCUUCUGUCCAAGCUUGUAGCUAGACUGCUUCAAGGCGACUUACAUUUUCAUGCAUGAGUCUGAGUUUUAGACUUUAUGUUUCCGAAUGUUCUGCAGUUCGAAUAAAACAUGCAUGACUGUUUAUGUUUUUUCAUGUCUGUCUAAUGUUUCCGUGCUGUUUUUGCCUUGAUAUCAAAGUUGUAGGGGAACAAAUUUUACCAGUUCAAUCGAAGUAAAAACGAUGGUUCUAU